AUGGAAUCCGCCACAUGGCCGACGGUAUGUCUCGACUUCGCCCGCCGGGAGAUGAUCAUCGUGCCCAUACUAUCCUUCGUGUCCUCUCUGGUGAAAGGACUGAGCGGCAUGGGAGAGGCCCUCGUCUACGGCUCCGGCUGGCAGCUUUUCGCACUCGCUGGCUACCGAGAAAUGGACGAUUUGGGCCUUCUCGCAGGUCUCAUCUGC
Messenger RNA from Symbiodinium necroappetens, 207 nucleotides. Lineage: Eukaryota; Dinophyceae; Suessiales; Symbiodiniaceae. The record is from the annotation of a GenBank genome assembly.